CCCAUGAUUUAGAGAUCCCCACGUUCUAGCCGAUCAACGCACCACGCAACAAACAACUUGGCUUUCUUCCUGCCCUCUUAGGUUCGAAAUGGAUUGGGAUUCGAUUGUCACUGACAAAAACUAAAACUAACGACUCCUUGAAGUAUCAAGAUAGACUGGUAAUUCUGGUGAUUCCCCAUGAAGCGUGGAUACCAGGAAUUUCCUCCUACCUCUUCCGGGCCACCUCAAUCCAAAACUAAAUAUAACCCAGAAGGUGAUUCACAGUUUCUGGAGGAUGAAAGCACGAAAGAUUUUGUUCAGAAAGUAGCAGAGCAUUACAGUUCAAGAUCCAAUCGGACUUUAGAAGAGCGGGAGGCUAGCCCAAUAAUUCAUUUGAAGAAACUCAACAAUUGGAUUAAAAGUGUCUUAAUUCAGCUUUAUGCUCGUCGCGGGGAUGCAGUCCUUGACCUGGCUUGUGGCAAGGGUGGCGAUCUUAUUAAAUGGAACAAGGUGAAAAUUGGUUAUUAUGUUGGCAUUGACGUUGCUGAAGGAUCGCCAAAGUUUACGUACCUAAUUGCAUCAAACUGUUUGCAAUUCUUCCAUGUUGAUAGUCCUCUGCACCAGCUCACUGAAAUAACAAAAUCUGUCCAGAUUGAAGAUUGUCGUAUACGAUACAAUGGUGAUGCUGACCAUCAUCAACAACGUAAAAAGUUCACAUUUCCUGCCCGCCUCAUAUGUGGAGAUUGUUAUGAGGUUCACUUGGAUAAAGUUCUUGCAAAUGAUGCACCUUUUGAUGUUUGCAGUUGCCAGUUUGCUUUGCAUUACUCAUGGUCCACAGAGGCCCGUGCUCGACGAGCCUUGGCUAAUAUAUCAGCUUUACUUCGUCCAGGAGGCAUUUUCAUUGGAAUAAUGCCAGAUGCCAAUGUGAUUAUCAAAAAGCUUAGAGAAGCUGAAGGAUUGGCUUUUGGCAAUAGUGUCUACUGGGUGCAUUUUGAUGAAGAAUUUUCAGAUAAGAAAUUCAAAUCUUCUAGCCCUUUUGGCAUAAAGUACAAGUUUCAUCUAGAGGAUGCAGUUGAUUGCCCUGAAUGGAUUGUUCCCUUCCCCGUAUUCAAGUCAUUAGCUGAAGAGUAUGAUUUUGAGCUUGUCUUUUCAAAGAACUCGCAUGAAUUUGUGCACGAGUUUAUGAAAAAACCAGAAUUUGUAGAGCUCAUGCGACGGCUCGGUGCCUUGGGUGUUGGCAACCGAGAUCAGAGCACACUCUCACCAGAUGAAUGGGAAGUGGCAUAUUUAUACCUUACAUUUGUGUUGAGAAAGCGAGGCCAACCAGACCAAACUUGGGCAAGUGGCAGUAGAAGAGACAGAGGGUUGAUGCAUAUUUCAAAGGAAGACAUAAUGCAUGUUAGGACCCAUCAUUAACAUAAAUAAAUUGAACAAUGAUUGGAUUUUCAACGAAGAUAAUGAAUCAACACAGGUGAGGGAAUGGUCUGCCCGGCAUUGUAGAAUACAGAUCAAUUCACAUGUCAACUUUUAAGCUCUCGCCAAUUAUUUACAAAGCAUUUCACUCAUUGAAUUUUGAAGUUCACAAUAUUGAAUAUUACUUUCACUGAAGCAAAGUGUUCUCAUCAGGAUGAGAAAAAUCAUAAUUGAAUUAUGACUAAGAGGGACACGAAAACAUAAAAG
This is a messenger RNA of Prosopis cineraria, 1659 nucleotides long. Its product is annotated as mRNA cap guanine-N7 methyltransferase 1-like. Bases 178 to 1395 code for a protein of 405 amino acids. The record is from RefSeq and is a predicted model, not a curated record. Gene Ontology annotation, molecular function: mRNA 5'-cap (guanine-N7-)-methyltransferase activity. Gene Ontology annotation, cellular component: nucleus. NCBI's taxonomy places the organism in Eukaryota, Viridiplantae, Streptophyta, Magnoliopsida, Fabales, Fabaceae. Gene Ontology annotation, biological process: 7-methylguanosine mRNA capping. The transcript has 13 exons.